This is a messenger RNA of Xyrichtys novacula (pearly razorfish), 11192 nucleotides long. NCBI's taxonomy places the organism in Eukaryota, Metazoa, Chordata, Actinopteri, Labriformes, Labridae. The record is from the annotation of a GenBank genome assembly.
AUGGACCCGCUGGAUUUUCUGGAGCCUGAAGAACUGCUGCGAUUUUUCCACUGCCGCAAAACAGAACUGUCCUGCAUGGAGAAACCUCUCACUUUUAUCAACCAGCUCAGGGAUCACAACCUUAUCCCAGAAGAAACGUACAAGGUGAGGCACUGAAGUGGGGGGAAUUUGCAUUUGUGUGUAUCACGCCGUCCUCAACCCCCCUUGUGAGUAGUCAGCAAAACACGGGCCCCAGGGAUUUCAUGACAAGCCAGUUCGAAGGAUUUUAAGUUUUAACUAAUCUUUGUUGAAGAUUUAAGUCACUUUUUAAACUGUAAUCAGUGUAAAAGUCACUCAGUGAAUCAGUCUGUAUGUAAAAAUAAAGAAAGGGUAUGAAGAAUUGUUUCAAACAUUUGACUCCCAGAGCCCAUGAAGUAGGUCUGUUUUGGUGCCACCAGAGGGCACAGAGAUCACUGCUAUCCAUUAGGGGAGACCGGGGUAAGUCGAGCCAAAGGGUGAGUUGAGCCACCCCCUGUUGCUUGGAAAUAGUGAAAGAAAAUGAUCAUGUGACCAAAUAUUAAGGAGAUGGGCAUCAAUUCAUGGAGUCUGUGAAGGUUAGAGGCACAUGGGUGAAGGGGUUAGACAUUUAUUUACAAUAAAACAAACAAACAAACAAAAAUUCACUCGAAAGUGAAUUUAGUCCGUCAAGUUAUAUUAGAAUUGUUUUCAAGCCAAAAAAGAUCAUUUUAAAUUGUUUUAUCCAUCAAUUGUGGUAUCUAUGGGGUCAAUAACCUAGCAUAUAAGUCCACCAUUUUAGUUUUUUAGGACUAAUAAUGUCAUCAUAAUAGUUCUGGGCUAAGUUGAGCCAGUGGCUCAACUGAGAAAGUAAAGGAGUCUGAUGAGAGGAUCAGAGUUUCAGUUCAGAUUGUUGAAAUGUUUUACUUUUUCUUUUCAAAAAUACAGCUGUGAAUGUUGUGAAUCACUUAAAGACAUUCUCAUGUUAAAAUGGAUUUUUACAAAACAGCUUUUCAGCAAUUAUACAGUAUGUAAUAAUAAUAAAAAGAAUUAUUGUACCAGUUGAAUUGUGUAUAUUAGAGAAAAAAUCACAUGCAUGUGAAGAAGCGAGUGUUAUUUAGGGAGAGAGAAGGUGAGGGAGGGCUGGGGUGGAAAGUGUGAGGAUAGUAGGGAUACGGCUCAACUUACCCCCCUCCUAUGGUCACCUUACCCCAUACACGGGGUACGUUGACCAUAGGAGACCCCUUUUGUUGGCAUGCUUUUUUAUCAAGACAGUUAUGUUUACACUCAUUCUGUUGGUUUGCAGGGAUACACAACAUCUUGAAAUAUAUGCAGAUACACUAGUUAGAGACAAAACAAAACUACGAUUGCCUUGAUGUAGUGAUCCAAAAUAUGAAAAAUGGCUCAGCUUACUCCACUCUACCCUAUGGAUUUUUGGUAUUGUACCCUUUGUUUAGACACUUCUCCAGAUUCUCUAUAUCUUUUCAAUCUGAUGUACUGUAGAUAUCUUAACACAGAGGACUAUCAUUCUGAAUUUGUUAUAUUUGCUCAUGCAUUCUCUGACAAAGUGAUGAACCUUUUUUUUAUCUUCAUAGAGACUCAACCUCCCAGUAAUGCUCACUUCAAAUACAGACUUGUGACUUACAUGUUGUACAUUUAGUUGGAAGAUGUCCCUCUAGGUUCUUAUUAAUAAUUACACAACUUUUUCAGUGUUUUGCUGUCAGUACCCUAACCUUUCUAAACAGUUUGGUGGCAUCAGUAAAUGAAAAUAUUUGUCAAAAAACAAGUGUCAACAUUUAAUAUGUUAAAUUUACAGGAUUUUCUGCCGAAAGAAGGGUUUAAAAGAUUUAUGAACCACCAAAAUCUGAUAACAUUUUACACAUCACCACAAUUAUUUAAAAACUAGACUUGCACUUUUCAAGAGCAGAGCAAAGUCCCCUGAAAUAACAGUGACAUUUAUCUUCGGCAAAACAAAAACGUACUGCUGAGACAUAAUUUCUCAUUUCAGUUAUCAUAAAUACUCAUAUUGACAGAUAUAUUGGAUCAUAUUACUCAUUUUUAAUCCUCCUAUUAUGUGUGUGAGCAGAAGAUGAGUCGCAUGAGGAGUAAAGACAACAUAAAGAGAGCUCUUUAUGAUCUUCUGGACUGGUUGGAGACAGAGAAAUCACAGCACAUCAAACUCUUCUGGAGUUGUGUCUUCAAAGGUACCAUCAUGAACCAGUAUCCUCCUCUGAAACUGAUGUACAACAGCCUCAUGGAUGGUAAGUCUCCUUUUUUUGUGCUCAUAGGGGUGUUUUACACAUUGGUAAUAGUUUACUUUGCACAAAAAUUGCAGUACGAACCUGAAUUUUUCCCUCGAAGACAAAUAUUAAGGAUUGAAAUGGUUCAAAAAGAGCAAAAUAAUUUAAAAUAUUAAAUUAACUCAUAAAUAAAAAAGCUGAGGGUACACAAAGGAGAUUGAAGUAGGUAUAUGCUCUAGAAAAUACAUUUGAUUCUGUCUUAAAUCCUCCACUGUGAUUUAUUGAUGUUACAUUAACAACAUUUUAAAUUUUCUUUAAAAAUGAUUCUGUUGUAGGGUCUUACAAAUGUACCACACAAGUGCCCGAGAAAACAGAAAAGGAUGAUGGCAAAAGAAGGACGUUUUCUGAGGAUGAAAAUGACGAGGAGCUGCAAACAGUAAAACAGAAGAAAAAACGGAGACGUAAGCAUUUGAGUAACAAUGAGGAGGAGCUAUCUGGUCCAUCAACUCGGACAACUCCAAGUCAGAAGACCAAGAAAAUAAAUUUCUGUAAGUCACUUUCUCUUCAUGCUGCUGGAAAAACAGCUGUGAAAGAAAACGUCUGAAUGUAGAGUUUCUGUUUUUCAGCUCCUAUAAAGAAGGCAGAGGAAAUCUGGAACUGGCCAAUCUAUAAGACCCAGCUUCCUGUGACCUGUGGAAACAAGGAGGGGAUGCUGAAUAGAGAAAGACUGGCUAAAGGUCAGAGAGUUGAAGACAUGUGGAGUAGCUUUGACUAAAAAAAAAAAAUAAGCAAGCACCAUGGUGAAUCCUUUUUUAUUUACAGGAAAUAAAUAAAAUAAAACAACAGACAAGAUUCCACCAACCAGAUUUUAUCACAAGAAAUCUUUAGAACAAAUCUAAUCCAGGUCUAAGUCCAGUAUAUCAGCCAUUUUUAAUGUUGCCAAUAACAGAGUUCAAUCACUGUCAUUGUUUCAGGGGAGAAAUGCAUCAUAGUCGGCAGAGAGUGGUUCACACCGUCUGAGUUUGAGAGAUUUGCAGAAAGAGGGAGCUGUAGGAACUGGAAGACAAGCAUUCGAUGUAAAGGCACACCACUCAAGAAGUUGUUGGAGGUGUGUUCAGAGUUAUUUCAAGUUCAGGUGAAACAUGACUGUUCUAGACAUACAGAAAUCACUUCGUCUUCAAUUUAUUUUUGUCAAAUUUCUCUGCAGGAAGGUCACUUAAAAACAACAGGAAACAAAGGAGGAGUUCAAAAGGUGACACACACACACAAAUAUUUUGGAAGCAAGGCCAUUACAGGCUGAACAGUUGGGAGUAACUUCAAGUUUUUGUUCACAAUCCUUUUUUUAAAAUCCAGCAUGAGUUUUAUGUAUUUUGGGAUGUAUUUACUCCAUGAUCGGAUGUUGCUUUCAUGGAAAUGCACCAUUUUACUCCAUUUACCUUUAGAUAUACAAUGAUGUUACCAGACCAUUGCUGAAUAAAUGUCAACAAAAGAAAGGGAGGGCUUAGUUUUAGGUUCAAGAAGAUUAGCAAGAGUCACAAAUUCAGUGUUAAAGUAAAAAAAAAUCACUUUGCAUUAUUCACUUUUACCUACUGGCUUUUGAGUGUCUGCAUACAAAAAUCCCAAUAAAUCUCACCCGUGUUCAAAACGCUGACAAACUAUCGCAGAAAUGGCUAGAAAGAAGCAACUGAGUAAAGAAACAAAAGUACAUAUUUGUACAUUGAGGAAAGAAGGAUACACAGAAAGAGAAAUUGCAAAACGCCUAAAGGUGUUUAACAAAGGAGUCCACUACACUCUGAAGAGACUAGAGGAACCUGGAAGUUAUGAUAAUAGAAAAAUACCUGGACGAAAGAGAGUUACUACAAAAGCAGGGGAUAAACAUAGCAUUGUCACCAGUAAGAGAGAUCGGUAAAAGACAGCACCACAAAUAAGGGAGGAAAUCAACAUGACAAGGUCGAAACCCAUAUCUCUGACAACCGUGACAUGACGUUUGAGAAAGGCUGGUCUGAAGGGUUGUGUAUCUGCAAAAAAAAACACAACUUUGUCCACAGAACAAGAAAAAGAGAUAUGAGUGGGCAAAAGCUCACAAAAAUUGGACUUAUGAUGACUAGAAACAAGUUUGCACUGUUUGGUUCAGAACGCAGAGUCUAUGUCCGCAGACAAACUGGUGAACGUCUGAAAGCACCAUGUGUUACACCCACAAUUCAGCAUGGAGGUGGUAGUUCCAUGGUAUGGGGAUGUUUUGCAGGUGAUAGAGUAGAAGAUUUGUUUGACGUAAAGGGUAUCAUGAAGAAGGAACAGUACCACUCCAUCCUCCAGCACCAUGCUGCUCCAUCUGGACUCAGACUUGUGGCUCAUAAUUUUGUUUUGCAGCAAGACAAUGACCUUAAGCACUCUGCAAAGCUCUGUCGGGGUUACCUAGACAAAAAAGAAGAGGAAGGUGUUCUUCAAACUGGUUUGUCCCCCUCAGUCUCCAGACCUUUCUCCAAUUGAGCUUGUGUGGGAUAAAUUAGAUCGAUCAGUCAGAAAAACACAUCCCACGUAUCAGCAGUCUUUUUUUAAUGAACUUCAGAAAGCUUGGAAUGCAAUCCCUGGAACAUACCUUAAAAAACUUGUGGAAUGAAUGCCUGGUAUAUGCCAAGCUGUUGUUAAAGCCAGAUGAGGUUACUUCAAAGAAAGCAAAGUCCAAGCAACAAUAACUCAAAUACUUAAUAAUUAUAGUCAAAAUGUCUUCUGAUAAGUUACUCUUUACACAAUAGUCAUGUUUAUUGUGUUGCAAAUUAUACAUAUGUAUAUGAAACUAUGAUCUUUUUUGUACAAAUCUGAUCUUGCUUCCAAACUUUUGGCCUGUAGUGUAUAGAUAUUAUUUUUAACACGAAUGAAAACAUUUUGAAUGCGUUUUGUUUAUUGUGUUUCUGAUCUAAGAUGAUCACUCAUUCUCUCUGCCAGGGCAAGAAAUCACUGUUUCAAUCUGAUGAUGAAUUACCAACAGGUUGGUUGAAAUAAUUGUAUCCAUCCAUCUGUUAUAAGCAAUAACCUCUGCAAAAUAAUUCCUUUGUCAUUGCUUUGCUUUUUAUUUUAAGAGUGCAUCUUUGGCCUCACUGGUGGUAUGUCUUUCCCCCUGGGUCUGUUUUCUUGUGUCAGUUUGUCACUGCCUCACAGCUUUGGUCCUAAUGGCUUUUUUCCAUCCACACUGCAGGGGAGUGAAACUGUUUUUAAUUGAUUUGUUUUGAAGGUUUUGGGGCUGAGAGUUAUUUCCUAAAUUUGCAUCAUAGGGGGUGUACUGGAUUAAACUUUGAGGGAAGAUGGUGGAUGUAUGAGGUGUUGCUGUUUGCCACUUUAGUGCCACUUCUAGUGUUCAGUAUGGCGGCUGCCACAGAGACCACACCCAGGUUUUUAGUCCAACUUGUCAGCUUACUAGUUUUUUUCUAAUUGCUCUAUUAUUACUUCACUCUAUCUCUUUAUCUUUUCUAUCUCUUCAGCUACUUUGAGUCAAAAUUGUUAAUCACCUCCUCCUUUGUAGAGUCUGAGUCUGACGGAGAGGGAGGUGAUGAAGAGGAGGAGGAAGAAGAUGAGGAUUCCUCAUACAGUACGAGUUCUGCAAUUGUCUCAGUAGUUUAUUCCAACUACUUGAUAUUCAUAGAUGUACCAGUAUGACAUCAGAUAGAUCUCAUGUGUAUACAGUACCACAGGGUCAUGACUGUGGCUGUGCUGACUUUGAUAUCUGCAUGUGUUUAUUACAGAUGAAGAAGAUGAGGCAGAGCAGCAACCAGGAGUUAGCGCUGACAGCGACAAGGAGGUGUUCGAAGUUACAUGCGGAGCUGAAAAUGCGACCUUGCAUGUUGAGCGAUUUGCAUCAGGUAACAUCAUUAUGUCCUGUUUCACAGCUGAAUAUGCAAAUAUAUGCACGGCAGUGCUCAGUCUGCUCAGUUAAGCUCGACGUGGUUUUCAAAAACAAAAGAUAAAGUGUUCACGAGUCUAUGUUUUUAACAAGACUGGCAUUUGUUAGAGGUUUCAGUAAGCAGUUAUCCAGCUGGUUAUUUUACAACAGUUUUAAAUCAGGUCUUUGGUUUUUAUUUGUGUUUUAUUUGUUGCUUUUUUAAUUUAUUGUGAAGUUGAGUUUGAUGAGGUUGUUGUUCAGUAGUGAUGUGAAGAACAGUUUUUGACUGUACUGAAUCCUUAGAAUCCGUUCAUUAAAACGAUUCGUUCAAAAGAUUCAUUCACUGAAUCAGUCAGUGCUUCGGAGCCCCAUCCUGCCGGUGCAGUACACAAGUGAGUGACAGAGCUGCGAGUUUGUUCAUUGAAUAAGCCCCUCCCCUCCCCUGCUGCUGAAGUCACAGCAUUGUUCACUGGGUGACCCAUGUCGUUCAUUUGCCAAGUCCUGAAAAAAGAAUCACUCCCCUGCCCUGAAGAACUCACCCUUCUGUGUGCUGCUGUUGGCGAAAACAACAGCAAGCAGCACGGCCGCUAAACAAGCACGAGUCAUCGUUCUUUUAUAUCCCUGAAAAGUGGAAAGAUUAAAGAUAAAUAAAUAUCGCAGCUGUAGCGGGGAUUCAGAUACUUUAAAAGAUAUCAAAUAGCGUAUUGCUUUAAAUUGGCUGAAAUUAAAUCCUUCGUGCAGUAAAGUUUAUACACGUGUAUUGAUGUAAAGCCACUAUAAUGCACUGUUUUAUUUUAGCCUCAGUGAAUAAACCGGUGUUCAGCAGUAAGUGAACGACGCUACACCUCUCCCUCCUCUGCCUGCAUCAAGUCAUUCGGAAGUCGUUCGUUUCGUUCACAAUGUCGUUCACUGACUGACUGAAUCAUUCUGUUCACGUACUGAUGCACGUCGUUCACAAAUGUUUCGUUCACUGACUGAAACAGGUCGUUCAUUAGCUGUGAGUUAAUUACAAGACUCCGCCCGCCCGCGGUCUGGCUGUGUGUCGUUCGCCAGAGUCUAAGGUGGCAGUUCCACUGCCGACCAGCAUGCCGGGCUCGCGGCUGAGCUCAACUGAACUAAGAAGGGAACGAAUCAGGUCUCAGAGAGAUUCAGUUCACGUCGUUCACUCAGCAGUUCCGUACUUUUGAACGAAACCUUCAUGAACUACACAACACUAUUAUUAAGUUGUUAACUUCGGUAGAGUCGAGUUCAGCUACUUUCUUAAGAAACCCACUGAAGCCCCAGCAGAGAAGCUGGACUAUACAUCAGGACCAUCAACUUUAGAGAUUAGAACUGAUAAGAUGUUAUUGAUGCUUAUACCUUUAACAACUCUGUUUGUUUAUCCGAUUCUGAAUCCAUUUCAUCCUCAACCCCUGUGGAUUUUUAAUCAUGGAUGUCGUUACCUUGCCUGGCUUCUGACUGGACCUUUGCUGAUCAGCUGAUCCCCGACAGAGACUUGGUCAACAGGCCAAAACAAAGAUGACAGCCUCUGUUUAGCUUGUUUAGCUAACAACAGAAAUCACAUAUUUCACUUAAAGUAAUAAAUCAUCAGAGAUUACAGAUUUUUUUUUUUGGACGUAGGGGCAGAAAAACUGCCAAGAAACCUGCCGGUCUCACAGAGGGAGUGGGCUUGAUUGUAAUAUUGUACAUAUGGUAUAUAAAAAGUUUGAGAGCAUGAGGUGGUUACAGCUCGCACUAAGAUUAAUGGUGGACUAUGUAUUCAAUAUAUUGUGCUAUAGCAGUGCAGGACUUCUUGGUUCAAUCAAUCAAAUUUUUUUAUAUAGCGCCAAAUCACAACAGUCGUUUUCCCGAGACGCUUUCUGAAAAAAAGAGCAGUUCUAGACCAUGCUCAUUGUUUCAUGAAUUAUCGAGACCCAACCUUAAGAUGGGACAGAUUUGACCCAUCUCAUCUUACAUGAGUGAUUGGUUGUUGUUCGCACUGACUGCCUCUUGCUCUGCCUCUCAUGAUUUUUUUGUAAAACAUGAGGUAUUUAACAUAAGGCACUGAAAAGUGUAACGUUAAACAUAAAGGCAAACUUUGUAUCCACCAGCUAGGCCCAGCAGCAUCUGCCUUUGUUUCAACUUAUUUUCUACACCAGGGAUUUGUGGGAAAAGUAUCCGUACUGAGACGAGCUGGAUGACCCCACUGGAGUUUGUGAAGUUUGCAUCGGGUCAGACUGAAACCUCCUGGAGAAAAGCCAUCAAGUGGGAAGGAAAGCCACUCAGUCACCUCACAGAGGUAACUAGGGUCUGUGUGAGAUCGGGCUGCAGAGCCUAAACCCCAAACCUCCAGUACUCACCCUGAUCCAGAUUGUUUAAGGAGUGAAAAAUGUCAGCUGGACUUGCAAAAGAAACAUAACAUUUUUCUUUUUCAGACAAACAUCUUGCGGAUACACUCACUGCUGUGUUCCUGCAGGCUGUGCAAACCGGAUCAUCAAGAAAUUGUGAGUUUGCAGAUCAGUUCUGAGCAUUUUUUUCAUAGGGUAAACUUUAUUUACAAUGACAUAUUAUUGAAAAUUACAUUCAUGCUGUAUUGUGUAAAAUGAUUGUCUAUAAAUUUCUAUGGUUAUGUCUAUAAUUUCUGUGCUAACAGAGUACUGUCAUGUUUGAAUUUGCAGGAGAAUCAGAACAACGAUGACAUGUGUUGCAUCUGCAAGAGUAUUGGGAAGUUGGUGGCGUGUGAUGGGUGCCCACGCUCCUUCCACCAAAAGUGUCAUCUGCCUCAUAUAGAUGACGCCACUUUAGGGUAAGCAAAACUAAACAGGUCAGAUGAAAUGUGAAAAACUCCAGGGUUAGAGUUAAGGUCCUUACACACCGGGAGCGUGUUUUUCGUGCGAUUAUUUUGGAUGUCAAUAUUUUUUUUAAACCCGUAUCCUGUCAAUUCAAGCGUUCACAUCAGCAACAUUUUUGUAUCACGGUCGAACUCUCUGAAGUUUCACAUAAUGUGUGUCGACUUCUGACCAAUCAGAUUGCGUGUUGUUGCAACGUCAGAUUCACUGGUAUAUCCAACAUGGCCGACCGGCUGAUUGUUUACGUGUCGGAGAACUUUUUGAUAAAAGACACAAACAUUACAAAGAUAAGAGUCAUAGCAUUGGAUUUCUCAUAUGACGAUGGUUUGUGUGCUUUAACAGUUUGCUAAACGUCUUUGUUUUAACUUUUAUCUGUGCUAAGUAACUUUAGCUCGUAAGCUAACCUGUUCAGAUACAACAUACCAUAUGUAUUUUCACUGUCUCAAACUCAAUCGCGUUGCUGUCACAGCACCAUUAUGUCUCGGUUGUUACCUUACGUUUAUGGAUUAUAGUUUAAUGUGCUUAUCUGGUACUGGCCCCGACUCAGUACAUGCUAUCAUGACAGACAGCCAUCUCAACACUAACCAGAACUGAAAAAACAGUCAGUCUGCUGUUGUGUCAGUCUUCUCGCUUCCACCCGGGAUGCAUCUUUUUUUCCCCCCGGAAAGUCGCAAAAUCGCAUUGCACUUGAUGUAUAUCAUCAGGCACGUCAAAAUUCGCCUCCGAAUGUUUCGUAAUUUCGCGUUAUAUAGUUGCGUCGUUCCCGGUGUGUAAGGACCUUAAACCAAAACAAGCAUAAUUAAAGAUGCUAGCACAUUCACCCCUUGCACCUGCGUGCGUAUCAGGAUGUGAUGCAUGCCAGCAAAUUUCCAGUGGUUGAGCAGUCAAAGAUCUUGUCGCUGCUCUUUAACUUGUAACCAUGCUUACACCUCAACUUAAACUUUAAAUUGUAUAAGAAUUUGGGGGUUACGACAUUGCUUUACUGAAUUUGAUCAUGUUAGUUAUGAAAUAAUCAACACCAAUAAUCUGUGACAUGUUCUGGGACUAUUAUAGAUUUAAUUUGUCAAACCUCACAUUGGUCUGUGUGUUUCUGUGUGUGAGCAGGGACGACAGACGCUGGAUGUGUACCUUUUGUGUGUUCAAAACCAAUCGGGAGUGGAUGUAUGGGGAUGCACUGAGCAGGGAGGCAGUCAUGGUCAAAGAUAUAUCACAACACGAAAUGGUAGGCACACCCACUGACUCUCUGACUUUCAUCCCCUGUAAUUAAUUAAUGUCAAUCAGGAAUUUUAGAGCUCACCCACAAACAAGCGGCUGCUGGAGGAGAGUGGGUGAAUUGUGUUUAGUCUCUUUGCCGAAGAAACCAGGCAAAGCUAAAAAGAUGUUUGAUGGCUGGUACUAUGUGCUGGGACUCUAUAUGUACUGUUGAUGAAGUUAGGUGCUAUUCCGAGCAUUAUUUGUGGCUAUGAGUGGCUUUUUGGUUGCGGUUUGUGUGUGGAGACAUAAACCGCUGUCUUGGGGGGGUGUCUAACUCAGUGUUAUGGUGUGUUUGAACGUGGCUUAAAUUUACGCCGGAAUAUCCCUUUAAGUAUACUUUUUGGGGUCAUAUAUUUGUGCUGUUGUGUUCAUUUUCCUGCUUUUUUGUCUUUUGUCAGUCCUAUCCAUGGUAGACUGAUUUGCCAUCAAUCUUGUCAUUUUUCCCACACAAACAGGGCUGCCAGUACCUCAUCCUGUAUCUGUGUUGUGCUGAUGAGGAACAGACAUUCACUUCGAACCCAAGACUCUAUGCAAGUGUAUUUUUAUUUUUUUUACAGAUCUUGAAUUUCUAAAAACAUGCACAUAAUGAUUUGGCUUAUGUAGGGAUCACAUGCCCUUAUUUCAGUUCACGUAAGGCUAGAGUAAAAUGCUUUUCCCUUUUGCUUUGCACCCACAGUUGAAAAACUACACCAAUGUGAUCGACAAUCCAAUGUGGCUGGAGAAAAUAGCAGACAAACUACAGAGGAGACUCUACCAGACUAUAGGAGAGUUUGUGUCUGACGUCCAACUUAUUUUCUCCAACUGUGCUUUAUUUAACCAGGUAAAAAUCAUCGCCAUAUAAAUCCUCACAUUGAUGUAAUAUCAAACCUUUCCGUUUUUCAGGAAAUAUUACAGUGACUUUUUUUUUUUCAGGAGAACUCUGAGUACUUGACUUCAGGAAACAGACUGAAGGAUUUAUUUGAAGAAGAACUAAAGAAGGUUUUCAACAUCUCAGAAUAG